AUGGCCAAAUCAACCCUCAUGUUCUCACCCACAUGCUCUCACCCAAAGAAGGGCUCGAGACAGUAUCCUCGACAUGAAGGACGUCAUCAGGCACCGGAGGAACGAAAGGCUGAAGUAAAUAGCCCCUUAGAAUUCUCAGGUUCCUCCAUUAAUGUGUGCUUGGUCGAGACUGAGAAAUACCUCCUAAGGGCCCUUCUUGGCAAAGACAGUACUCAAGGGCUCUUGAAUCGUAAGAAGCGAGAUAAUGGGUCUAGCACCGUAGAAGGUGUUGGCACCUCAGAAGGGGUCAAGCACAAUGGAAGGUGUCGGGCAUCGCAGAAGACAUUAAGCACUGUGUAG
Molecule: messenger RNA, 339 nt
Organism: Ilex paraguariensis (yerba mate)
Lineage: Eukaryota; Viridiplantae; Streptophyta; Magnoliopsida; Aquifoliales; Aquifoliaceae
Source: the annotation of a GenBank genome assembly